GCGGAAGAGUUCACUCAGGAAGAGCUUCAAGAGUUCGCUCAAGCGUUCAAAAUGUUCGAUAAGGAUGGGAACGGUACGAUGAACAUUAAGGAAUUAGGUGUGGCUAUGCGAACAUUGGGCAUGAAUCCAACGGAGGAAGAGUUACAGGUAUACUGUCCAGAACUUUUCUUCAUGCAAAAUCGAUCCAUACUCAAUUUAAUUUUGACAUUUUGA
Messenger RNA from Strongylus vulgaris, 213 nucleotides. The record is from the annotation of a GenBank genome assembly. NCBI's taxonomy places the organism in Eukaryota, Metazoa, Nematoda, Chromadorea, Rhabditida, Strongylidae.